Messenger RNA from Trypanosoma conorhini, 312 nucleotides. RefSeq lists its product as uncharacterized. The annotation marks the transcript as partial. Lineage: Eukaryota; Euglenozoa; Kinetoplastea; Trypanosomatida; Trypanosomatidae. The transcript has a single exon. The record is from RefSeq and is a predicted model, not a curated record.
AUGCCGUCGCCCUACCGAGACAGACUGGCGACCUUCUACGAGCGCUACGCGCCCGCCAAGCUGAGGCAGGUGGACGCACAGCUGCAGAAGUACGCCGGCCGUGAGGAGGACUUCUUCGCUGCACUCGUGCAAAAGUAUGGCCCGGAGCCGGCGGUGGCUGCAGCUGUUGCUGCCACGCCCGCCGCCGCUGCUACGCCCGCCACCAGUUCUCCUGCAAACAGGUCUCUCGCCCUCGCUCCUGCUGGCGCGCCGUCGCCCUACCGAGACAGACUGGCGACCUUCUACGAGCGCUACGCGCCCGCCAAGCUGAGG